Molecule: messenger RNA, 3622 nt
Organism: Ixodes scapularis (black-legged tick)
Lineage: Eukaryota; Metazoa; Arthropoda; Arachnida; Ixodida; Ixodidae
Product: transcription factor sma-9
Exons: 8
Coding region: 331-3459 (1042 amino acids)
Biological process (GO): regulation of transcription by RNA polymerase II
Cellular component (GO): nucleus
Molecular function (GO): DNA-binding transcription factor activity, RNA polymerase II-specific; RNA polymerase II cis-regulatory region sequence-specific DNA binding
Source: RefSeq, a predicted model, not a curated record
GGAGGGGGGCGGGCGGCCGAGAACGUAAACAUGGCGACAGAGCAUACCGGAGGCCGGAGGUCUCCUCCCCCUCGACGGGCUUUCCUAUGACGUCAGCGCUCAAGGUUGUUUGUAAAUCCGAGGUAUUUUUUCGCGACGAGGGUUACCCUGCCACCGUUGGCUGCGUCGCGCGGCCGUGUUAUGGGUUUGCCCGCUGCCGUCCGUGUGGCCCGCCGUGAAUCAUCAUGUGAAGUGGUCGCUGUCGGCCCCGCAGCGCACGGGCCCGCCGCCGAUGCCACGUCGAGGAGGCCAGCCCAGCAUUCGUCGUAGGGCUGGAGCUGAAGGGGCACCAUGAGCAGCCCCGAGGGCCCGGUGGAGGGGCCCCCAUGGCCCCGCAAUCCGCUGGCCAAGCGCAAGAUGUCGGUGGUGCACGGCCCCCUGGUACCCCGCCCCCCGCCCAGCCCGCCCCUGGGGAGUCCGCCCCCCUGCCCUGGGCAGCUGAGCAUGCCCAGCACUGUCUACGGCAGUCCGGGCCGCAGGCUGGAGGAUACCCUGGCCGGACUGCGGCUGGCCCCACCCAGGGAAACCGUCGUGGUCAGGGCCCCCAGGGCCACGCCCAAGCCCAAGGUGACCAGCCCGCAGAUCCUGGAGCAACACAUCAGCAAGAUCAUCUCGGAGAACGCCGCCAUCGUGGAGACACUGGACCCCCUGUGGACCAAGCGCUACAUGCGCAGCACUGCGGGCGAGACCCCCAAUGGGGGCCGCAAGUGGAGUCUGGACCCCGGCGGAACGCCCCGCAAGGGCGGACCCCGUAGGGUUUCGGAAGGCGCCGAUCCGCGUGGCGGGAGCAUCAUCCGGGACCUCCUGCUCCGCGGCGAAGGAGGCGCCGCGACCGCUUCGGAGGGUGCCUGCCCCAAGUGCGGCAUCUGGUUCCGCAGCGGCGCCACCCUCGAAGUCCACUUGGACCACUACUGCAAGGCGCCGAACCCGCCGCCCAAGAAGCGGAAGAUCUCGGAGCCCCCGCUGAGCCGCGCCCCGCGGACGGAGGAGCCCCCGGCGGCAGCGCCCCGCCCCCAGCGGCCCACGUCCCUGGCCCUGGGCGCCUCCGCGCUGGUGGGCUCGACCCUGGUGAGCCCCGAGACGCCACGCCCCAAGAAGCACUGCCUGCAGCUGUAUAUCAACGGCCACGCCUACACCUACCUGGGGCUCAAGUGCUCGACGCGCUCGACAUACUGCUGCAUCUACCGGCCACAGCCCAUGUACGUGGCACAGGAGGCCCACCCGGGGCUCUCCAUGUACUCGGACUGGCGGCUGGUGCCCGCCGCGGCGCCCCUGCCCGGCGUGAGCCACCAGCAGCUGCUGUCCCACUACGACUCCCGCCAGUGGCUCCACGGGGGGCCCACGCUCAGCGCCUGCGGAGGCACCCCCCUCGUCACGCACUCGAGCUACUGGCUCUUCCGCAGCAGGGGCCCCCCCAAGGAUGCGGCCAGCACGGAGGAGACCCCGGAGCCGGCCGGCACCACGGAGCCAGCGGCCAGUCACGCCACGCCGUGGGCGCCGGAGGUUCCGCAGUGGUCCGUCCAGGACACAAGUUCUCAAGGGGGGGACCAAGCCGGGAUUCUGGCUGGCGCCGAAGGUGGGACUCGGGAGCGGAGGAGCCAAGAUAUGAUCGUAGACAUCCAAGAGAGGAUCCAAGAGACCUCCCAAGAGCCGAUUCAUGAGCCGAUUCAGGAGCCAAACCGGGAGGCGAUGCCGGAGCCUUACCAGGAACCGAUGCAGGAGGUGGUCCAGGACAGCUUCCAGGAGAGGCCUCCGGAGGUAGAGGCGUCCCAGGACAACCCCAAGGAGGCGGUUCCCCCGGGGAUUCCCCAUGGGACGUCCCCCAAGCGGGUGCGGAUCUUCGAAGGGGGCUUCAAGUCCAACGAGGCAUACACGUACGUGCGGGGCCGUGGCCGGGGCAAGUACGUGUGUGAGGAGUGUGGCAUCCGCUGCAAGAAGCCCAGCAUGCUGAAGAAGCACAUCCGGACUCACACGGACCUGCGUCCCUUCUCGUGCCACCACUGCUGCUUCGCCUUCAAGACCAAGGGCAACCUGACCAAGCACAUGAAGUCCAAGGCCCACCACAAGAAGUGCACGGAGCUGGGCAUCCUGCCUGUGCCCACCACGGUGGACGACUCCACCCAGGUGGAUGCAGACACCCUGGCGCGGCAGGAGCAGCAGCAGCGGGAGAUCUCGGAGGAGGACGACGAGGACGAUGAUGAGGACGAGGACGACGAGGACGAGGACGAUGAGGAGGAUGACGAGGACGACGAGGACGAGGAGGACGAUGAGGAAGAGGAGGAGGAGGAGGAGGACGACGAGGGUCGCCCCAUGCUGCUGGGCCCCGUGCACGGGAGCGGCGCGGAGGCGGCGGAAGAGCAGGAGGCAGCGCACAGCCUGCUGCACCUGUCUGCGGCCCCGGAGCACGCCUGGCCCCUGCCCCGGCCUCCGUGCGAGCCCCACCGGCCCCGGUCGCUCUCGAUGGACCUGCACGAGCGGGGGCCCCCCGAGGAGCCCGCCCGGCGCUAUUCCAUGUCCUCCCUGGGCCGGGACGAGGGCCCCAUGGACCUGAGCACGGCCCGACAGCGCCGCCUGGAGAUCCUGCCGGGUGGCAUCGUGUCGGGGCAGAAUGUGCGCUCCUUCUCGCGCCUGGCCCUGGAGGGCGAGCCCGCCUCCGAGGAGGGCCGCUGCUCCAUCUGCCACAAAAGCUUCGCCCGCGCCAGCCAGCUGCGCAUGCACGUCAACAUCCACUACUUCGAGCGGCCCUUCCGGUGCGAGGCUUGCGCGGUGUCCUUCCGCACCCGGGGCCACCUGCAGAAGCACCGGCGCUCGGUGAGCCACUACAACCGUCUCAACAUGAACCUGACGUUCGGCACGCCCACGGCGGAGAACCCCCGGCCCUUCAAGUGCGAGGACUGCAAGAUCGCCUUCCGCAUCCACGGCCACCUGGCCAAGCACCUGCGCUCCAAGAUGCACAUCCUCAAGCUGGAGUGCCUGGGCAAGCUGCCCUUCGGCACCUACGCCGAGAUGGAGCGAUCGGGGAUCAACCUCAACGAGAUCGACACCUCCGACUGCGACCACUCCCUCGAGAGCCUGCAGGUGCUCGCCCAAAAGAUGAGCGGGGUGUCCUCCCCGGAGGAGCCCGCCCCUCCCCACGAGGAGCGCUGGGAGGGUGGGGCCCUGCGGCCAUGCCCGCUUUGCGGCCGCCUGCUCAAGAGCGCCAAGUCGCUCCAGGUGCACCUGCACUGCGACCACCAGGAGGCCGAGCCCUGCUGCUCCAUCUGCCAGCGGCACUUCCCCUCACAGGCACAGCUGCAACAGCACCUGGUGACACACACCCAACCCCGGCCGUACGUCUGCGACCGGUGCGACGCAGGCUUCACCUCGGCGCCCCUGCUGGCCAAUCACAGACGCUGUUCCCACCCGGAGGCGGUCCUCUGAAGGAAGAAAAACAAUGGGGGACCCCCCCCCAUCACCCGGUGCUGUCCAUACAUGUACAUAGGGCCCCACGCCCCCACCCUUCGCCACCCCCGGCUUGUACAUACGUUGGUUUGUUAGUUUGUUAGAGACUGCUUGGUUGACCAAUAAAGACGCCCUCUUGCGA